CUCCACUUCUCCAUACUGUAAGAAAAUGGCAUAUGCUCAUUUAUGCAAAGGGCCUCAACCAUCCUCGUGCAUUCACGCAAUUGGUUAUUGCAUUCUCGUAAUUAUAAUAUCCAUGCAGCAUUUACCUCCUUUCAUGAGGGAUGUCUCCUCUUUUUUAUAUCUCACUUCCUUCCUCUAACCACCUUUAAUCCACACCUACGCUUGCUAAUUUCCAUUUUUGAUAAUAUAAAUUAUUUUCCGUUGAUGAUUUUUCAUUACCCAUUUCUUUAUAUACCACCUGCUACAAGUUUUAGCUGUUUCCUUCAGAGUCAAAGUAUGGAUAAUUUGCUUUGUGACGAAGUCUGGUUCUCCACCACAGCUUCUCCUUCAGCUCCUGAUGAUAGCUAUGGCACUGAUGAUUACUGGUCUGAUUCAUUCUACACCACCAAAGAAGACUGUGAAAAGGCCAUUUGUGUAUGCUUGCAGAAGGAGUUAGCUUACAUGCCGGAACCUGGAUAUCUAGAGCAUCUUCUAUCUGAAAAAUUGUUCUUUGCCAGGUUCAAAGCGAUUCAAUGGCUUGUCAAGUCUCGCAGUCGAUUGAACCUCUCUUUUGUGACCCUCUUCAACGCAGCAACUUACCUCGAUCGAUUUAUAUCUAUGAAUCAGUUUCACGGAUGGAAGAAUUGGAUGGUUGAAUUGCUGUCGAUUGCUUGUCUAUCUGUUGCUUCCAAGUUUAGUGAGACGUCUCCUCCUACCUUGCACGAAAUUCAGAUGGAGGACUUGGAUCAUUCAUUUCAAUCAAUCACAAUCCAGAGAAUGGAACUGAUCCUGUUACAGACAUUAGAAUGGCGACUUGGCUCUACCACAGCUUAUUCUUAUGUAGAACUGCUCACUAUGAACAUCGACCCCUCGAAGACUCGUCUUCCAAAGGAACUGGUUGCCCGAGUCACAGAGCUGCUUGUUGGAGCCAUACUAGAUUGCCAAUUGGUGGAAUAUAGACCAAGUAUAGCUUGUGUCUCAGCUCUCUGGUGCAGUUUACAAGAGCUAAUUCCAUCAAAGUCCGAAGCUCACCUUGCCUAUCUUACAGGCUUCUUCAAUCAGAAUCAGAAGGAUGAUAUUAUGAAAUGCCAUAAGUACAUGAAGGAAGCAAAGCUGGUUAAUCCAGUCUACAACUUAGCAGGCUGUGGGAACUCAAACUACUGUCCUUCAAGUCCAGUGACAGUUCUGUUGACAGAAAGGAUUGAGUUGUAUGAUUCCCAUGUUGAUCUCUCUUUCUUUAAGGAUCAUUCAGGAUCAAACAGCAGUAAUCGUGAAUCAAUGCAGAAGAGAAUAAAGAGGAUGAAUUAAUUGUCUUCAAAAAUUAACUUUUGUCUAACAAUUUUCAUUUGAUAAGCUGUUCUGCUGCUAUAGCCUUUAGCUGUGUCUGUAAAAGACUUGGAAGAAAUUGAUAAAGCACCCAC
This is a messenger RNA of Manihot esculenta (cassava), 1439 nucleotides long. Its product is annotated as putative cyclin-D7-1. The transcript has 6 exons. Bases 43 to 1326 code for a protein of 427 amino acids. Gene Ontology annotation, biological process: regulation of cyclin-dependent protein serine/threonine kinase activity; mitotic cell cycle phase transition. Gene Ontology annotation, molecular function: cyclin-dependent protein serine/threonine kinase regulator activity. Lineage: Eukaryota; Viridiplantae; Streptophyta; Magnoliopsida; Malpighiales; Euphorbiaceae. The record is from RefSeq and is a predicted model, not a curated record. Gene Ontology annotation, cellular component: cytoplasm; cyclin-dependent protein kinase holoenzyme complex; nucleus.